AUUUUCAAUCAUCUUUCAAUGGGCAUGUUUUCAGUUGAAUUAUCCUUUAAAGAAACUAGAAUGAUGUGUAUGGGAAGUUGCACCAAACUACAUUUAGGCUACUAAUAUGGUGAAUGUGAUUGAGGCUGAUGAAUAUGGAGAAAAGUCAUGUUUUCUUGGUCAUGUGGAGGGUGCUUUUAGAAAGUGGAAAAAAGUGCCCUUGGCGUGCAUCACGCUCUCCACAGCAUUGCCGGUGUUCUUCCGAACACCACUGGAGAACGUGGAGGGGGAGGUGGGCGCUAGUGCCAACCUUCGCUGUGAGGUCACCAAGCCUGGCGCUGAGGUGCACUGGAUGCGUGCGGGCCAGCCCCUCGAGUCCAGUGGGAAGUACCAGGUGAAGCAGGAGGGUGUCGUGGUGGAGCUGGUCGUCUACAACCUGCAGGUGGCAGACUCUGGAGAAUACACCUGCGACACUGGGGACCACACCACGUCGGCCAGGCUGUCCGUGCAGGAGCUGGAGGUCACCAUAGUUCAGGGCUUAGAGGACCGCAUGGUGCGUGAGGAAGACGACGUGCGGUUUGAGUGCCACAUCUCCCAUGACAACGCUCCUCAGGUCCAGUGGAUGCUGCAGGGCGUACCACUGCAAAAUAAUGAGAUGAACUUGAUCGAGGUGGAGGGCAAAGUGCACACCCUUACUCUCCGCAAUGUCACCCAAGAAGAUUCGGGCACCAUUGCGUUUGCCAUGGGCGCCCACACGUCUUCUGCUCAGCUGAUGGUCACAGGUGAGGUGGCACUGUGACAGCCAUCAAAAUCUUGUCUGUUUGGUGCCACCUGAACUUUGAAGGCUUAAAAAUAUCCCCGGUCAAAGGUCCUUGGUUUGGGCCUUUGAUUAUUGAGAAAAUAGUCCCACGUAUUUUUUAAUGCUUGAAAAUCUUCUUUUUGGGCCUUGUACUUUACUUACUCUUAUGUCCAUCAACUGGCAGUGACUAGGGGUGGGUCAUUUGUCACCCCCCAGUGUUAGGGUUUUCUGUCCUGUUGCUUCAGAUGUUUUUUUUCCCCAUUUUAUGAUUUUUUUGACUUCAUGACACUAAAGAGGAAGCCUCCUUCAUUCUUC
This is a messenger RNA of Brienomyrus brachyistius, 1093 nucleotides long. RefSeq names its product obscurin-like. The record is from RefSeq and is a predicted model, not a curated record. Lineage: Eukaryota; Metazoa; Chordata; Actinopteri; Osteoglossiformes; Mormyridae. Bases 107 to 778 code for a protein of 223 amino acids. The transcript is spliced from 2 exons.